AUGGCCCGAGCGGAAGUUAAAAGGGAAGGUGAUAAUUAUGACAUUCCAAAUGAAGCAGAUGACAUUCGUUUGAUGAAUGAAAGUCGGGUGAAACCUUAUCAUGGUUGCGAAGCUAGUCUGAACAAUGAAGAAGCAACCAACAUGAACGUUGAAGAUGGCGGAGCCGAUGUGAAAAAAGAAAUGGUUGACGAUGCUCAUGGCAAUGACAUGGUUGGUGAUGUUGAACGUGCUAUUCUGGAACAGAAAUUUGAUUCGGUCAAAGAUGAAAAAGCUUUCUACAAUGCGUAUGCUAAAACCAAGGGAUUUAGUAUACGAAAAUCUAGAUUUAACAUAAAUAAAGAGGAAAAGGUCGUUAGUAAGCUGUGGUUGUGUUCAAGGGAAGGUCAGACAUUACCAAUAUACUUGGACCGUGUUGCUAAGAAGAGUAGAGCUCCCAAGGCACUAACAAGAAUAGGUUGCAAAGCCCAAUUUCGCAUACGGUACGAUGCAGAUGCUGGUGAAGGGGGAAAGUAUGUUGUGACUCACUUCGUCGCAGACCACAACCAUGAAUUGGCGAAACAACACUGUGUGAUGUAUCUGAGGUCAUAUCGCAGUUUAAACAGCGCUGACAAAGCUCAAGCAAUGGCUAUGCGCAACGUUGGUGUGAAGACUAGCCAAAUCAUGGACUAUAUGGUAAAUCAAUCCGGGUCUUAUGAGAAUGUUGGUUUCGUCCGUACGGAUCUGCACAGCCAUAUUCAAGCCGAACGUAGAGCAGAAGUUGAGGAUAAUUCGAAAUUGCAGGCCGACUACGCAAAGUUUGGUGAUGUGUUGAUAUUUGACUCAACUUACAGAACCAAUGCAUACCAGAAGCCUUUUGUCAUGUUGGCUGGUGUGACUAGCCACUUUAGGACCACGAUAUUUGCAUGUGUUUUGCUAGCUAAUGAGACAAUUGAGACAUACACAUGGGUUUUGGAAACAUUUAUAGAGGCGAUGGGCAAUAAAGCACCUGUGUCCGUACUGACAGAUGGGGAUAAGGCGAUGCGAGAGGCAAUCAGAAGAGUAUUUCCAGACGUAAGACAUCGAUUAUGUAAUUGGCAUCUUGGGAAAAAUACUAUUUCAAAUGUUCAAAUAAGUGGCUUUGCGCAUGCUUUCAAGCAGUGCAUGGACAUGGAAACGGAUGAGACAAAGUUUGAGCAUGGCUGGACGACAAUGGUCGAAAAAUUUGGACUUCAAACCAACAAUUGGGUGUUGGAGACAUAUGAGAAGCGUCAUAUGUGGGCUGAGGCAUAUAUGCGUAGAUAUUGCUUUGCUGGGAUGAAGAGCACUCAGCGCUCGGAGUGUAUGAAUGCUUAUUUCAAUCCCUUCCUCCAACACAAAUUGAAGCUAUAUAAAUUUGUUAGGCACUAUGAUCGGGCUCUUGCAAGGAUAAGAUAUAACGAGGCUGGAGAUGAUGCUGAAACAAAUAACACUUUUCCGGUAUUGAUUACUUCAUUGCGAGAUAUAGAGAGACAUGGAGCUGAGCGAUUCACCCGAAAUAUAUUUAGAAUGUUCCGUGAUGAAAUCUUAGAAGAGGGGAAGUUGAAUGUCAAGGACGUGUUCCCUUUGCCGGAUGGUCAGAAAUGCUACUAUAUUCAUAAGUACAAAGUGAAGGACAUAUCAUGGAUAGUAACACACAGUCCAGUGGAUGCUGCAAUGAGAUGUUCUUGCAUGAAGUUUGAGUCGUUGGGGCUACCUUGCUGUCACAUGAUAUGUGUUAUGAAAGUCGAAAAUUUAACGCAAAUUCUCCCAACUUGUGUGAUGCAUAGAUGGACAAGGGCUGCAAGCAAGGAUGGCCAGCAAUGGCCUCAACCCUCGAUUGAUAGCACUACAACACAAACGGCCUGGUAUGGGAUAUUGAGUUCUUCCUACAACGAAAUGUGUUUCUAUGCCUCGCAAUCAACGGAAGGUUUCAAAGAGGCUAGGGAUGCAUGUCUUCCGAUGACGAGCCGGAUGAAGGAGUUAUAUGAGAGGAAUCUGAACGAUGGGAAUGGAGACAAAGGGAAACAUUCAUUCCCUCAACAAUUUGGAGUAGAAGAUCCUGAUGUUGUGAAGACAAAAGGGAACCCGGGACGGGCCUUGUCCAACUGUCGAAGACCAAGAAAAUGUGGAAAUUGCAAAUGCAUUGGGCACACAAAGCGAACGUGUCCUAAGGUUCGGUUUAGCCGAAUAGUGGGUACUAACUCAGAUGCAGAUACACCCCACAUAACUGACCGUGAGUACAAUGCGGAGUCAUUGCCCGUUCGCUGCAAAACUGGGUUGGUGAAUCCAAGUACACCGCACAUUAAGCAGCGACGACUAUUUUUCGAUGUUUCUCCUGAUUCCAAGCAGCCUGCAGGCCAAUAUGGUAGUGUUGAAGCAGCAGUGUGCAAAAAUGAUUCGACCACAAUUGAUGAGGUGAAUCAGGUAGACAGUACUAGCUAUUGA
Molecule: messenger RNA, 2442 nt
Organism: Camellia sinensis
Lineage: Eukaryota; Viridiplantae; Streptophyta; Magnoliopsida; Ericales; Theaceae
Source: RefSeq, a predicted model, not a curated record